Molecule: messenger RNA, 600 nt
Organism: Aspergillus mulundensis
Lineage: Eukaryota; Fungi; Ascomycota; Eurotiomycetes; Eurotiales; Aspergillaceae
Exons: 3
Coding region: 1-600 (199 amino acids)
Source: RefSeq, a predicted model, not a curated record
AUGCAUCGUCUGAUCGUCUUUAUGCUGAUGGUCCUGCUCGCCUUUAUGGCCUCAGGCGCCCCUACCUCCUCCCUCGAGAUUCCCGAGACCAUUGUGACCGAUAUGACCUGGGAUCUCCAGCUCUACCCCGGUGGACCCAACAUCACUCUCACCGGUACAGCCGAGAAAGUCUACGCCAAGAUCACCGAGCUCAAUCCAAACUACGACCAAGACUGGGAGGAGGACCUCACCCUUGAAUCGGACACUUACAUCUUUACCCCCGACGCUGCAACCGAGCGAGUCCCCUAUUGGGUUUCCUGCGUCCGUGGAAAAGGCGCUCGCUGGAGUCAAGUCAAUGAAGGAAUCCAAUUUCUGCACAAAUUGAGGGGCCAGCCUCACCUUGGUCCUCACCAGUGUGCUCGUGUUACCUGCUCCGGGGAUUCUGGAAUCCAUUGGUGCAACGAUGCUAAUUACCCCCGCACCCUUCUCUCAUGGAACUAUAUUGCUGAUGCAGCGGCAGCGGUGAUAAUGGAGUGUAUGGAUUCGCACUUGGUUCCCUUCAGUGGAAAUGUUUUUCACGAUGACAAUUGGCGAGCUAUUGUGAAGGGUGACAAGUGCUAA